AUGCCGCCUAGACGCAACGUGAGGAACGAGGAACCAUCUUCCCAUGCUUCGGAAGAACAAAGCGUGACGCAACCAAGACCGCCGUCACCACCACCACCACCUCCACGAGUAGAUAGGGAAGUCGUGAAGCUUUUCCUUGACCAAAAGCCUCCUACCUUCGACGGAAUGGGCGAACCUGCGAAAGCCGAAACUUGGAUACGUGCCUUGGAACGCAUUUUCAAGACGUUGGUGUGCAACGAAGCGGAGAAGAUGAUCUGUGUGACGCAUCAGCUGACCGGAUCUGCUGAUUUCUGGUGGGAUACUAAGUUAAAAACCAUGUCCCAGGAUCGCAUAGACGGGAUGACUUGGGAGGAGUUCAAGACAGAAGUUUACGAUAAGUACGUACCCAAGAGCUACCGCAAGGCGAAAGCAGCCGAGUUUCACAACCUCACCCAAGGACGUCUGUCCGUAACCGAGUAUGACCGUGCACUUUGUGACAUGACCCGCUAUGCGCCGGAACAGACCGAUACCGAUGAGAAGCUGGCUGAUAAGUUUCGUGAGGGCCUUAGGCACGAGAUUAGGAUGGCAUUGGCAGUCCGCGGAACCCUUACGUACGCCGAGGCGCUAGCCCUCGCACUGGAUGUAGAGGCAGCAAUGCCAAAGGAGAAGAGUGCGGGGAACACCGCAAUGACAUUUCCCCCGCCACGUCCUAACCAUGACAAGAGGAGAUGGGAGGAGAGUAGGAUCCACCAUGACAAUAAGCGAUACCGCCCCAACGGAGGAGGACAGACUUCGUUCAAUCCAAGGAGCGACCCCCGUGCCAGACCACCUCAGUGUAACGUUUGCGCCAAGUACCAUUUCGGGCAGUGUAGAGGACCGAACUCGAAUAGAUGCUUCAACUGUGGAGGAAACGGGCACUUCUCGAGGGAGUGUCCGAGCAAGGGAAACGGACCAAGGCAGAACCAUCAGGGUUUCCGUCAGCAGCCGAGAGCGCCACCUACGAGCUCGGGAGCAAACCCGAAUCAGCAACUGCGGCUGCAGCAGCCU
Salvia hispanica is the source of this 1026-nucleotide messenger RNA. NCBI's taxonomy places the organism in Eukaryota, Viridiplantae, Streptophyta, Magnoliopsida, Lamiales, Lamiaceae. The record is from RefSeq and is a predicted model, not a curated record.